AAUUCACACAAAUUCCUUAGCCAAAAUAAGGUUUUUUUUUAAUGUGAUGUGAGAAUUUGGGUGAAGAGAAAGAUGAAGACUAUUAGUGGAUUAGGUAUUGGUUUGAGUUUAGUGUUUGGGUUUCUUCUACUAGCACUUGUUGCAGAAGUCUAUUACCUUCUGAGAUGGAAGAAGCACAAGAAGAGAGUCACAAGCCAAGAGAGUGAAGAAGAGAAAGAAGAAGAACAACCAAACGGAUACGCUAAAGAACUUAUCCAGCUCUUCUGCUUCAAAAAGCCUCAAUCUCUGCAGCAAAACAAUGGAGGAAGAGAAGGUGAAAUCUCAAUGAAUCAAGAUGGGAAUCCAGAUUUGGAACUAGGGUUGAUGAAACACUUGAAUGGAGGAGAUCUAGGGUUUGAAGCAGAGCUUAUGAAGCUUCAUAACCAGAGGUUUCUAUUCACAAUCAUGGAAGAGACAAAAGCAGAUUUGGAAUCUGAUGAUGGUAGCAAAUCAAGAUUUGGUUCAAGAUCAAGAAGAAGAAGCUUGAGUGAUGUUCCUAAUGACUGUAAUACCCCUGGAUUCACUCCAUUGGCUUCUCCUACUACACUAAAGUCUUCUCCUUUGGAGUCUUAUCCACACCAUGGAUUCAAUCCUCUGUUUGAAUCAGACGGUGAGCUUGAGUUUAACAAGUUUUUCAGGUCGUCUUCUUCACCUCCACCGAAGUUUAAGUUCAUGAGAGAUGCUGAAGAGAAGCUAAGGAAGAGAAUGAUUGAAGAAGCCAGAAGAAGAGAAGGGUUAGCUUCGGUUGUAACACAAGGUUCGUUUUUGAAGUUCAUGAAUCCUGCGAUAAACAGAGAGAAGAAACAGAGUAUUCAAGAAUCUGAUGAAACGGUGUCGUUUUCUCCUUCUUCUUCUUCAGGUACAACAAAUCUUAGAACGUUAGUGGUUGUUUAGUUUUAGCAUCUCUAGCUCUACUCUUUUAAUUUUUAAUUUUUGGUUGAAAUUUUUUUCAAGAAUUUCAAUUUUAUUUGUGUGAAAAUUCUAUCUUUCCUUUCUCUCGUUCUUGUUAUUUGGGAAUGAUUUUCUUCUGUACGUAUCAAUCUGAAAAAUUUGCAGAUGCUUGUUUUAAUUUCGUCUUAAGAAAAAUUAUAAGCUGAU
This is a messenger RNA of Arabidopsis arenosa, 1137 nucleotides long. Lineage: Eukaryota; Viridiplantae; Streptophyta; Magnoliopsida; Brassicales; Brassicaceae. The record is from the annotation of a GenBank genome assembly.